Messenger RNA from Carassius carassius (crucian carp), 2202 nucleotides. RefSeq names its product cadherin-related family member 5-like. NCBI's taxonomy places the organism in Eukaryota, Metazoa, Chordata, Actinopteri, Cypriniformes, Cyprinidae. Gene Ontology annotation, cellular component: plasma membrane; catenin complex; adherens junction. The record is from RefSeq and is a predicted model, not a curated record. Bases 193 to 2199 code for a protein of 668 amino acids. Gene Ontology annotation, biological process: multicellular organism development; homophilic cell-cell adhesion; calcium-dependent cell-cell adhesion. The transcript has 14 exons. Gene Ontology annotation, molecular function: calcium ion binding; cadherin binding.
ACGAGGCAAAAGUCCACUUGUGCUCAUCUUUAUAGCCAAUAAACCGAGAUAAGCGUUCAUCUCAAAGGUUAGCUCGAAGUCUGUUUCACACAUUAGCUAUCACUCACAACUGCUUGAUGGGAAUUGAAUUCACUCGGGAAAAAGGGAUUUGUCUUUGAUAUUCUUUUAUUGAUCCAUCAUUUAACAAGAAAAAUGGAUUUGAGGCCUAAAGGAACUACUGCAGUUUUCGUUCUCCUGGUUCUUUUCACAUUCUGCAAGUUCAGUGAAACACAAAAUCUUUGCUGGGUGGAAGACAAUUUACCAUUAAUUUUUUUUAUUCCGGAAAACAACAAUAUUGGUGCCACAGUAACAACACUCAACGCUGAGGCAGGGGUGACGGCUACAAUCACUAGUCAGGAUCCAGAGGGUCUCUUCAGCCUCAGUGGAUACGAUCUCAUUGCUGAAACUGUGCUGGACUUUGAGACAUUUGACCAGAACAAACUUCAUGAGGUGAAUAUCGAGUGUACAAAAGCUGACUCUCUCUCUACCACGCUGACUUUGAAAAUAGUCGUUGAGGAUAUAAAUGAUAAUCCACCAGCGUUUGCAGAGAGUCAGUACACCCUUGAUGUCGAUGAGUUAUCAAAAGUGGAUACCAGUGUUGACCUAAUCACAGCAAAAGAUCCUGAUAAAACUGAUAGACUUUACUACCAACUGGAUUCUCCUGAGGGAGAAUUUGACCUGGAGGCCAAUUUCAAUCCCAACAUUCUGGUGAAAAAAGUGCUGGAUUAUGAUAAAACUAAAAAAGUCACAAUGACACUAUAUGUGCAGGACACACCGAUUGGAUCUAAAGCUGAAGCCUCCCACACUGCUUCAACCACCAUUAUAGCCAACAUCAUAGACAUUGACAACCGUCCACCGUGGAUCCAGCCUUGUACAGAAGCCGAGUUUGGCACAAGCAAAGUGUGCAUGAGCUCUGGUUAUGAAGGGACUGUCAACUUAAAUGAACAAGUGACAGGUCCUUUGUCCUUGAAGCCAGGUCCAGUCAUGGCCAUUGAUGGUGACCUAGGCAGGAACGAGCCCAUUGGCUAUGCAUUUCUUGGAGGAAAUGAGGAUCACGUAUUUCAAAUCGACAAUGACACUGGGAGCAUCACAAUGCUGAAACCAGUUGAGGUUGCAGGACCGAUUAUCCUUUCAAUCAUGGCAUAUCAGAAGGAGAACGCCGAUCAGUUUGCCACCACUACAGUCAUCCUGAAGGUGGUGAUAUCCAGCAAGUUCCCUCCGACAUUUGUGAAGCCCAGUUAUGAAGGCUUUAUCUCAAAGGAUGCAGGUCUGGACAGUCUGGUUCUGGAGAGCAAAACGUCCAACAGACCCCUGAGAGUACAAGCUACAGAUAAAGACUUUUCUGAUGGCUAUAAUCCUAACCUCAGAUUUGAGGUUGUAGCUGGCACUGACUUCUCAAUCACUCCAGAGGGUUUCAUACUCAUGUCGAAGACGGUUUCCCCAGGCACUGUAAAUUUAGAAAUGAGGGUGGUUGACACAGCCAAUGAAGAAUCAAGCACCGCUUCACUUGUGGUUGAGGUCACUUCAGGGGGACAGCAGGUGAAAGCAGGUGAGUUCAGUUCGGGCGAUAUGGCGGCUGUAGGGGCCUCUUUGGCUGUGGUUAUCAUUCUGUGCUUGGUUUGCAUUGGACUGAUGGUGCACCGAAUCAAGGGCCAUAACGCAGACUGGAAGAAGAUUUCCGAGGCUAGCGCCUUCCGUAGCACACUUGGUGGAGGCUCGGGCGGUCCUAAAGUGGGUGUACAGUACUGCAAUGAGGGCUUCCAGCACGAUGCUGAUUCUGGAAGUGUUAACUCUAAGUUAGCUGCAGACCUGGAGAACAAACUGGAGUCCGGACUGAACAAGAUGACCCCCAACGCCCUGCUCCAGACCACCAGCAGCCCUCCAGUCGACUCCAGCAGCCUGUCAGGUUCAGAAACCAUCGACGGCGAGAAGGAAGUCAAACCAAUCCUGACCAAAGAGCGGCGCAAUGAGGAGGGAUACAAAGCGGUUUGGUUUAAGCAAGAUGUCGACCCCAGCACCAAAGAGGAAGUGGUCAUCAUUCCCGACGCUGGUGAAGCGGAUGCAGGCCAUGAGGAAGAUGACGACACUGAGGAAGAGGAUAGCCUAAGGACUGACAUGGAUUCGGACGAUGAGGACGGACUGAUGACUGAUGAUUUGUAGACC